Messenger RNA from Mytilus trossulus (common blue mussel), 1031 nucleotides. RefSeq lists its product as uncharacterized. The transcript is spliced from 2 exons. Lineage: Eukaryota; Metazoa; Mollusca; Bivalvia; Mytilida; Mytilidae. The coding region runs from base 96 to 515 and encodes 139 amino acids. The record is from RefSeq and is a predicted model, not a curated record.
UAAUUAAUAAGGGUGUACAUGAUUGGCGAUAUUGUUUUACAGGCGUUCCGGUAUAUGUUUUAAUUGUUGGAGGAACAAUUGGAGUUUUGCUUAUAAUGAGCAUUAUUGUUGGAGUUCUAUUAAGAAAGCGAUAUAAAACAAUAAGUUUACAGCAACCGAGUAAGGAAAACAAUACAACAAACAGGACUCCAAGAACUGAUACAACUCAGGGAACACAAGAACCAGAAAUAAACCAACGAGCUAAUUUGAUGAAUUCAUCUGACGCCAAUCACGUGUCACCAUCCCAUGCAGUUAAUUUGGAAAUCUCAACAGAUGUGUCCAAUACGUAUUCACAUCUUCGAAAUGCUGUGGAUGACUCGGACGUCAUGUAUGACCAUACAAUACGCAAUAACGUUCAUGAUACCACCGAUGGCGACUACGGAAUUGCACACAGAAGAAUCACAGAAGAUGACUACGAUGUGUCUGGGAACUAUCGUCAUUCCCUCAGCAAAGAGGCAGACCCUGUUUACAACUAAAUUGAAAAACGUUCAAUUAUUAUUGUAGUAACCGAAUGAUUUAUGUUGAUGGAAAACGUACUAUACAGCUUGCCUGUAUUAAUCAAAUUAUUAGAUAAUUUGAUAUUUUUAAGGAUGCCUUAGACUUACACUACAACAAAAGUUAAAUAGACGAAUUAUUUACAUUUAUGAGACUCAUUUUAAAACAGAUAUGUAUCCUACUGUGUAUUGUUUCUUUAUUUACAUCUGUUAUUAUUAAUGCUAAUGAACAAUUUUUGUGUUUUCGAGGAAAACGUCUCACAUAUGUAUGGAAGGUUCAUAUUGGUAUGAACUGUUAAACUCAUCAACUGUUUUGGGAUACCUGGUAUGCUUUUAGUAUGUAGUACAAUAGUUCUAUUGUAUCCCAAGAUUUCAUCAAGCAAUCGAAUAUAUUGACAUAAUAUGUUGUUCGAUGUACCAUGAAAUUGCUUUAACUAAUUAUAUAUUGGUUAACACGUCUAUGCUAAACGUUUUCAAAACUUCAAUCAAUCAGAUAGG